This is a messenger RNA of Varanus komodoensis (Komodo dragon), 3796 nucleotides long. Its product is annotated as neuroblastoma suppressor of tumorigenicity 1-like. Gene Ontology annotation, biological process: animal organ morphogenesis. The record is from RefSeq and is a predicted model, not a curated record. Bases 714 to 1244 code for a protein of 176 amino acids. Gene Ontology annotation, molecular function: receptor ligand activity; BMP binding. Lineage: Eukaryota; Metazoa; Chordata; Lepidosauria; Squamata; Varanidae. The transcript has 4 exons.
CUCUUCUCUUUGAGCCUUGUGGUUUCUGCUGUUCUCAGAGUUCAGAAAUUCUCCCCUGGAAAAGAGACAUUCCGAAGAGGCAGCGGCUGUGAUGGAGACUGCGAAGCUUCCCCCAGCCCGUGAUUCCUCCUUUCCAGGCUGUUUUUCUGACAGAUGCUUUUUGUUUUAAGCAUCUGUCCUCCGCUUUAGGAGAUCCCCCUUUCCUUUUUCCACCCCCAGUCUUACUCUGGUUUGAGUUUUCGGUUAAAACGCUAGAGCUGAUUCUUCGGCUGCCGCGGGUCGCUUCGAUGCUGUCUCUUGCUUGCAGGAUUGCUGGAUUUUGCCUUGGCCACACCGGGGAAGGGAGAGCACCCUCUUCGGAUGGACUAGGCGGACUGGCAUCUUUAGGAUUCUGGUGCCUGCUUUGGAAAUAGCUUCUUUUUCCUACUCUCUCUCUCUCACGCUCUCUCCUCUACCUGCUGGGAUCGUUUUGGAACUCCUAAGGAAUUCCUUUCCCCGCAUGCCCUGUUUUCCUCUGCCUAUUUAGGAUAUGCUCUGAAGCAAAUUGAAACUGCCAGAAAGAAAACUGAUUCUGAACUGCGGAAAGGACCAUUCCAAGCGCUCGUUGUUGCUUUUCCCUCGGAGAAAAUCAGCAGUGGCGAGAAACAUUUUUCUCUAAUGGAAUAACCCUCCAGUGCAUUGAAUGUUUUAGGGUUUCUCUGGAACAGGUCACGAUGCUGAGGUACCUGCUGGCCGUGCUCUUUCCGGCCCUGAUCCUGGCCGCACCUCCUCCCAUCAACAAGCUGGCCCUGUUCCCAGACAAGAGUGCCUGGUGCGAGGCGAAAAACAUCACCCAAAUCGUCGGCCACAACGGGUGCGAGUCCAAAUCCAUCCAGAACAGGGCUUGCCUGGGGCAGUGCUUCAGCUACAGUGUCCCGAACACCUUCCCGCAAUCCACCGAGUCUCUGGUGCACUGCGAUUCCUGCAUGCCGGUGCAGUCGCUCUGGGAAAUCGUGACGCUCGACUGCCCCAGCAACGAGGAGAUCCCCCGUGUGGACAAGCUGGUGGAGAAGAUCCUGCACUGCAGCUGCCAGGCCUGCGGGAAGGAGCCGAGCCAGGAGGGGGCGCUCUUCAACGUCUACCUGAAUGCCGACGAGAACCUGCCAGCCGAGGGGCCCAAUCCACACCCCUACGGCCACCGCCAAGCCGAGGACCUCGCCAGCCACCACCACCACCGCCAGCACGAAGAGGAGCCCGCGGACUGACCUCCACCCUCCCGGAGCUGCAGAGGACGCCCGGCCGUUCCUCCCUCGCCUCUCUCUCCCCCUCUCUUUCUCUCUCUCACUGAAAUUCCCACCCUGCUUUGCUCUUAUCCGCAUUUUGGCCGAGGGCCCAGGCCGAAGCUGGACCCCAGUCGAGGAAGCCGGGAGCCCAGGAUGCCAGUGGAGAGGACCGGGGGCUGGGAGCAGCCCCCCUAUUCCCGGAACCGCACCUUGAGCCCACCUGUCCGGGGAGGGCUUUGAGGACCUGGCUCCCUGACGGAGGGUCUUCUGGGGGACUCUCUUCCAGAGGUCAAAUUCAAAACAUUUUGGCAAACCAUGGAGAGAAGGUGGGCGUUCCUUUGCCACCUCGUCUUCGUCACACUUUUCUGGAUUGGGACCCCACCGAGCUGGAUCCUGACUGUGGGAAUUUGAUCCAAGAGGAACCCGUGGAGAGGCGAAGCAACCCAUGUUUGGGGACAUGGCUGGGGGGAAAGAAGCUGGAUCCUCCGGGGCAGGCUGGCCGCCUCCUUCAGAGUCCCGAAGGGGAACCCAUCCAGCCCCUGAGAAAUCCCAUUCAGCACUUGGGGCGAGAGCAGCCGUGUCCUGCAGAUUCCCACGGUGUUCACUCCCACCAUGGCAGUUCUGUGAGCAGGGCCAGGGGCACCUCUCUGAUCGAACAUCCCCCAGGGAGCAGAGAAUGCCUCUGCGGCCUGUAGCGCCGGUUUGGAGCCCCUUUUCCGUUCCCACUCCGCUAACAUAGAGAUGAGAAGCAAACCCAACCACUCUGGGCUGGGGAAGGCGCUGCGACCGUCGCCGUGGCCCCGUCAGCCUUUCGGCGCCACAUUGCCCGGGACGCAGAUCGAAGGGGGUCUUUUAGGGGCAGGGGAGGACACCCUCACCCUGCGUCUUCCUGGCUCACUUCGAAGAGGGCUGCCCGGGCACCAGCCCUCAGCAGCAGCGGCUCCCACCGGGGCCUCAUCCCGCCUCCAACUCAGCCUGGGCCACUGGGCAGCCUUUAAAGGCGCUGUCCGUGGUGCUGAGCCCAACCCUGACGGGGCUCAGCACCGUGAUAGCUGCUCAGAGCUCAGACCGCAGCCUGGCGAGCCACUGGUGCCCCCACAGCUCCCUCGUGUAAGCUGGAUGCGCAACCGGGGAGCGCAGCGCCCAUCCUGGCUGAGGAUGAUGGAAUCAGCAGCCUGGCUCAUCUGGACGGCUCUGGGUCGAACAAGGCCUUGCAAUGGGGAGUCCCAUUUAACUCCGCCACCAAGCGGGAGAAAACCAUCCACCUCCUGUUGGGCCCGGACCAAAGGCCUCUUUACACUGGGAUCCGGCUCUUCCCAGCUGCUGCUCGGGGGGGGGGGUGUUGGGUUGGCCAGCUGCGUGUGGCACCAUGCCUUCCCCAAACAAGGGCAGAUGCACUCAGAAAUCCGAACAUCCCAAAGGGCCGGAAAACUCCUAGCAGCUGCAUCACUGGCCCUGCUGCGCGGAUGCAAAAGAUUUCACGUCUAUGCCAGAAGGCAAGGAUAAUCUGUAUUUCCCAUGAGGUCAAAACCCACCAUGCUCAGUUGUACCUGAUGCAGGUCUGGCGGAAUGGGAUUCUCAGAUUCCCGGGAGCGGGACCUGAACUCGGUGCCUCCUGUUCCAACAACUGCAGUGCCAUUUAGCUUCCUGGGUGCCUGGGUUUGCUUGGCCCAAUCCAAGUAUUGGUGCCUUGGAUCCUUCAGGAGGUGGAUGUGAAUUCAGGGGCUCUUGUUCCAGUAUUCUAUUGUGCAAUAUAAUUGGGGGAUCUUAUGGGGGGCGGGGAACAAACCCAAUUAACUUCCAGACCCUGUAGGUCUGAGUCCCAGGUGAGAGUCACGUGAUUAUACUUUGCAGUUACCUGUAGGUUUUUCCACACCAUUAGAGGGCAGUCGCCGAUCAGUCGCACGGCCCACUCCGAGUCGCAGGCGGAGGGAGGGAGCCUUGGCCCACGCGAUCCUUGCCAACCCGUCCCGGGUUCAAAAGCAGAGUGGCCUGGAUGACUCCCACAGAGUGAUUUCAGUUGGAAAGGGGUGCUUGUCCUCCUUCCAGGCAUGUGAGGGAUUGUUUGCAGCUCUCAGCAGCACUUUAAUGAAUGGAAACAGGGAGCUCAGCGGCGAGACUUGGUGGGGGGGGGGGGUCCCAGUGAGCGCCAUUCAACUCAACGGCAAGCCGGGGCAAAUCAAGGCAGGUCCCUCUUGCAGGUAACCCAACGCGGCCCAACCCAGACUGUGACCCUUCCGUGGUGCUUACUCCCGAGUAAGCAGGCCUAGGGUUGCGCUGCAAGGCUGGAGAACGUCUGUGAUGGGCUUGUCCCUUUCGGUUUUUCCUUUCCGAAGUCUUGAUCACUGAUCCUCACCGCGGGGCUUGGUCUCGCUUGUCUAAGCCUCUCUCCAUGUUCCGCUCGGGCUGGAAGCUUCUGGGACUUGGAAGACAUGUGCAUACGCUCCCUCACACUCACGGAUCUGUAUGUGUAUUGUUGUCUUUGUAGUGUUCUGGUUCCCCACCCCCUAAAUAAAAUAAUGUUCACCUCUCCA